UUCCUUUGUCAGAACGUAUAAAGACUGAAACUGUGUGAAUGUGUACAACUGCUCUUCAGUAGCUGAUCUGUGCUGUGAUCGCACCAUGUCUAUCCACUGUGAACUGGUAAUACUGAUACUUGCACUAACUCUCGAUGGCCAAGUUCAUACAGGACAGAUCUAUGGAGGCAAAGAGGCUGAGCCACAUAGCAGGCCUUACAUGGUGAUUUUGGAGAAAAAAAUGAGUAAUGGUGUAAUAAAACACUGUGGGGGUUUCAUUCUGAAUGAAGAUUUUGUGAUAACUGCAGCCCACUGCCAAGCCAAGUCCUACAGAGUCUUACUCGGAGUGCAUGAUUACUCUAAGACAAAAGAAAUACAGAGUAUAGAUGUGGAAAAAGCAUUUCCACAUAAAGACUAUAAUUCGACUGAUUACAUAAAUGACGUGAUGAUUCUUAAGUUGAGCUCCAAGGUGAAAUUCAGCGAAACUGUGAAAGCCAUCCCCCUCGCAGGCCAAAAUGAUGGCUCUCCAAAAUCAUGCAUAGUCUCUGGCUGGGGAUCAACCAGCAAAGAAAAUGAACCUGGUCAACGUAUGUCUCGUGUACUCAUGGAAGUCAAUGUAACUCUCAUUGACAAUGAGUUUUGUAAAAGCAAUGGCAUGUACUGCUCUGAGGGAGAGGUUGGACCACGUGUGGGAGACUCCGGUGGUCCAUUGGUCUGUGAAGAUGGGAAGGCGUAUGGAGUGGUGUCCCAUUCCUUCCAAGACUCGUAUCGUUAUACUAUGAUCUCUGACCACAUCAUGACAUGGAUUGUUUCGACAAUUAAAAAUGCAUGAAAAGGCUCUUGUGCAUGUCACAUUUGAUUAAUCAAAUCACAACAUUUGAAUUUAUUUCAUUGUAUUAGUAUAACACUGGAGAACAGAUCUUAAAGCAGUAAAACUGUCAGACCAAAGUCUGGAUUUACUUGCUUGAGAGGGUUUUUUAGCUUGAUUUGACUGACUUCAGAAAGUGACAUGUUUUGGCCUGUAAUGGCACUGCUGUUUGUUUUUUUUUUCUGCUGCUUGACAACGUGACAACUACACAUUAGUCAAUAAUGUUUAGAUUACAAUUCAUUACAAUUUUAUUUUUACAAGCCAAGCAUUGCAUGCAAAUUAGUUAUGGCUUAAGAAAUAUGAGUGUAGAUGCUGUUUAAUAGAUGUGAUAUAUGAUAUUAGAUACCAUAUGUUAUUCUGCUCUUUAAUGCAACAUUAUAAACAUUUAAUACAUUACAGUUUUGUGCAUCAUCUAGACUUGAUAAAAUGAGAACACGGGGUCCUUUAAGUUUGUAUUGUACCAUCUUUUCAACAAUAAACUGUUGUUCUCUC
This is a messenger RNA of Larimichthys crocea (large yellow croaker), 1339 nucleotides long. RefSeq names its product mast cell protease 1. Gene Ontology annotation, biological process: proteolysis. The record is from RefSeq and is a predicted model, not a curated record. Gene Ontology annotation, molecular function: serine-type endopeptidase activity. The transcript has 5 exons. NCBI's taxonomy places the organism in Eukaryota, Metazoa, Chordata, Actinopteri, Sciaenidae. Bases 86 to 811 code for a protein of 241 amino acids.